AUGACCACUCCAGACAAACAGAAACAGGCUGAAAUUGCGGAAUCAAUAUCAGAAGUAGCGACAUUUGAAGGAGAGCUAUUUGAUGAACAUGAUGCAGACAAAGCCUACUUGGCUAAAUCUAAACUAGUUGCUUUAGCGAUUCAAGAAAUAGGAUUUGGUAAAUAUCAAAUUGGCUUGUUCUUUGUCGCUGGGUUUGGGUGGCUUUCCGAUAACGCGUGGCCAAUUGCUACUGGCUUAAUCAUACCUCGUCUAAACGAAGUUGAUGGUGUGCAUGCACCUAUAGGAAAAGCCCCUUAUUUGACAUUGGCUCAGAAUCUAGGUCUACUUAUGGGAGCUCUAAUAUGGUCACUUUCUUCUGAUAUAAUUGGCCGUAGAUGGGCAUUUAAUUUAACGUUUUUGAUCACCGGAAUUUGGGCUGUUGUUGCGGGAUCAUCCCCCAAUUUCGCGGCACUAGGGGUAUUCUGUUCAUUUUGGAGUUUUGGAGUAGGUGGUAAUUUGCCUGUCGAUUCAGCAAUAUUUUUGGAAGCACUUCCAAAAUCACAUCAGUGGUUAUUGACGGUAAUGUCUGUUUGGUGGGCCAUUGGGCAAAUUAUUGCGAAUUUAAUUUCAUGGGGUUUGAUUGCGAAUUUUUCUUGUGCUAGCGAUGCAACCAUUUGUCAUAAAGCUGAUAAUAAGGGAUGGAGAUAUUUCUUGUUUACAAUGGGCGGUUUGACUAUAUGUAUGUUCAUUGCAAGGUUUGCAUUCAAUGUGUUGGAAUCACCACGAUAUUACGUGGCUAGGGGUAAUGAUGAAAAGGCUAUUCAUACAUUGGAAAAAAUUGCAAAAAUUAAUGGCAAGACGUGUCCGAUUACAUUGGCUGAUUUGCAAGAAAUAGAUAUUAGAUUUAGUAAUGAGGACACUACCAAAUCUAACAAACCUAAGAAUAAGCUUGUGGAAGAGAAGUUGAAGAAGUAUAAUCUUUCACAUAUCCGUCAAUGUUUUGCCUCUAAGAAAUUGGCUAUAUCUUCGGCCCUAGUGAUAUUUACAUGGGGAAUAAUUGGACUUGCGUUUCCAUUGUAUAACGCAUUCUUGCCGUAUUAUUUAGAAACAAGGGGUAAUGCCAACCAACCUUUAUCGGUACGUGAAACUUAUAGAAACACAUUGAUUGUAUCCGUGUUAGGAGUUCCAGGUGCAUUGAUAGCGGGUUUUCUUGUCGAGCUUAGAAUCGGAAGAAAGGGGACUCUUUUUCUUUCGUUAAUACUCACGGGAAUUUUCCUCUUUGGAUCAACCACAGCUAAAACAAGUAACGCUAAUUUAGGAUGGAAUUGUAUGUUUUCGUUUGUGUCCAAUAUAAUGUAUGGCGUAUUAUAUGCAUACACUCCAGAAGUAUUCUUCUCGAAGAUAAGAGGUACUGCGGUUGGAUUGGCGGCUUCGUUCAACCGUGUUUUGGGUGUUUUUGCACCUAUAAUUGCUAUAUAUGCUGAUUUAACUACAUCUGCACCUAUAUUUGUAUCUGGAGCUUUAUUUAUAUUUGCUGGGUUGCUAUCAAUCUUCUUUCCUUAUGAACCACGAGGAAAGGCUAGUUAUUAA
This is a messenger RNA of Spathaspora passalidarum NRRL Y-27907, 1569 nucleotides long. RefSeq lists its product as uncharacterized. Gene Ontology annotation, cellular component: membrane. Bases 1 to 1569 code for a protein of 522 amino acids. Lineage: Eukaryota; Fungi; Ascomycota; Pichiomycetes; Serinales; Debaryomycetaceae. The transcript has a single exon. Gene Ontology annotation, biological process: transmembrane transport. The record is from RefSeq and is a predicted model, not a curated record. Gene Ontology annotation, molecular function: transmembrane transporter activity.